Molecule: messenger RNA, 2541 nt
Organism: Dictyostelium discoideum AX4
Lineage: Eukaryota; Evosea; Eumycetozoa; Dictyosteliales; Dictyosteliaceae
Exons: 2
Coding region: 1-2541 (846 amino acids)
Source: RefSeq, a predicted model, not a curated record
AUGGUAACAUUUAACCUUAAAAAUGUAACCGAUGAACACUAUGAUCCUUCUAAUCUCAAUCUGAAGACGAUUUCAAUGGAACAGGCUUUAGAGUUAGAAGAACAGUCAAAAGUUAAUUUUUCAUCUCCAGAUUUUAUGUUUCAAUUUUUAUUAAUGGAAACACUUUUAAUUAAAGAAGUUAAAAGGAUAGAAGAAAGUAACUAUUGUAGUUUAGAAAGAGGCGAAGGACCAUAUGUAAAAAUCAAUUGGACCCCAAAUUUUGAGGAUUUCAUUUCAAACUCAUUAAAAAUAACUGAAUAUGAAAUUGGUGAAAAUUUUCAUUUUAGAGAUAAUUUAUUUCCUAAAAACUACUCACAAAUGAAAAGAGAUAAAGCUAAAAAAAGUUUAGAAUCACUUAAUUUACUUAAACACAAAGCUCGUAAAAUGAUAAGUGAGUUUCAAACAUUAAAAGAACAUUUAAAUGAAAAAAUUAGGGAAGUAGAGAGUAACUAUGCAUUAAAAGUAAAGGAGCAUAAUCAAAUAUCCUCUGAAAUAGAAAACCUAGAGUCACUUUUGUUAUUAGAUGAGCCACAACAACAAUCAUCUUCACCACAAAAACCACAACAACAACAGCAACAACAACAACAACAACAACAACAACAAUCUCAAAAGAAGGCUCACCAUAAACAAAAAUCACCACCUCAAAAAAAACCACAACAACCACAGCAACAACAACAACCACCACCACAACAACAACCACCACCACAACAACAACAACAAAACUCUGUUGGAAUUUUACCAAAGAUAUUACCAUCAAAAAGUUUGGCUGUAUUACCUUGUUCUGUAAAGGAUGCUGGUAAUUUAUUGUUAAAAUCUACACCAAGUAAGUUGCUUGCUGGUGCAGAUUCAAAAGAAGAACAAUUUUUUGAAAUAGAGAUUAUUCAUCUUCAUAAAUAUAUUGAAACAAUUGAAUUGGAAUUUGAAUUACAAGUUUUGCCUGAUCCCAUAUCAGAGCAUAAUCUUGUUCCAAUCUCAACAGAACCACAAGAGAUUCAACAAGGUGGAAGAGGAUAUAAACUUAAAUUUGCUACAACUGAGUUUAUAAAAUCCCCUCAUCAAAUGGUUACACUUGUACUUUGGGCAACAAUUAAAGGUACAGAAAUCUCAAGUAAUGCAAUACUAAAACCAAUUAAAAUCAUCUCUCUACAUAAUAGUUCCAAUAGAAUAAAUCAACAAAACUAUUGUGGACUUGAUGAAAAUUUACAAAAAAGAAGAUCACAACUUCUCAUUAAUAUCCAUAAAGGUUGUAAUAUUGAUGAAACCAUUAAUAAUAUUAAUAAUAUUAAUCAUAGUUUCACUCAAUUAUUUGGCACAUUUGAAUUUUAUGAACAGCAAAUGAAAAAAAAGAUAUUAAAAAAAGAAAUUAAAAAGAAAGAAUAUCAAAUUAAAUAUCCUUAUCCUCCAGAUUCUAGAACAGUUGCAACACAUUCAAUUAAUUUUAGAAAGACAGAUGCUAAUGGUAAUUAUGUUUGUCAUGGUGCUGUUGGUGCAAAUAAAGUUGGUUAUUUCUUGGGUUUCUUAAAAAAUGGUGGUGAAGAUUUUCCAAUUCUUAAAAAAGAUGAUAAUAAUAAUAAUAAUAAUAAUAAUAAUAAUAAAAACAAUAUAGCUGAAAGACCUGGUAGUAAUAAUAAUAUAGUUGAAAGACCUGGUAAUAAUAAUAAUAAUAAUAAUAAUAAUAAUAAUAAUAAUAAUAACAAUAAUAAUAAUAAUAAUAAUAAUAAUAAUAAUAAUAAUAAUGAUAGCAGUAAUAAUAUUAAUAAUAAUAACAACAAUAAUAAUAAUAAUAAUAAUAAUAAUAAUAAUAAUAAUAAUAAUAAUAAUAAUAAUAAUAAUAAUAAUAAUAAUAAUAAGGUAGAUACUAUAAAUCCAGGUAAUCCAAAUCAAAGAAAUAAACAAGGUCAAACACCAUUACAUUUAUCAACUCAUUAUAGAAUUGGAUAUGAAUUUACACGUAUCAUUUUGAAGAAAAAAGGAAACGUUUUUUUGAAAGAUAAUUUCGGACAAACUUGUUUCCAUUUGGCCGUGGAGAGAUGUCAUUCAACAAUGGUUUUAAAUCUACUGAGAUUGUAUCCCAAUCUGGUAUUUAAACAAAAUAAUCAUGGUCUCUAUCCUGUCCAUUUCGCAGCAAUGGAUGACACGGUCGAUAUCAUUGAUAUUUUCAUCGAUCAUCAAAUUCAACUACUGGAGAGAGACAAAAACGCGCCUUUGUUUAUCCUUUUCCAAGAUUCAGUCGGUAUGACCCCUCUACACUGGGCUGCUUCACUGGGUUUAACUAGUAUCUGCCAAAAGUUAGUCCAAUUUGGUGGUUGCAACAUUAGAGAUUUUGAAGGUGAAACUGCAAUUUUCAAAGCAAUUCGUUCGGCAAACCCUACAACUUUCCAAUAUUUCCUUAGUCUUCCCGAAGUUGAUACCUCCAUCAUUAAUUUCAACGGUAUGGGUAUAGAGUCUCUAUUAAAAUUUAGAAAUGUUAAAAAAAUUCAACCAGAAAUUUGUCAAUUCUGA